Clarias gariepinus (North African catfish) is the source of this 4738-nucleotide messenger RNA. RefSeq names its product ubiquitination factor E4A (UFD2 homolog, yeast) (gene ube4a). Gene Ontology annotation, molecular function: ubiquitin-ubiquitin ligase activity. Gene Ontology annotation, cellular component: nucleus; cytoplasm; ubiquitin ligase complex. Lineage: Eukaryota; Metazoa; Chordata; Actinopteri; Siluriformes; Clariidae. The record is from RefSeq and is a predicted model, not a curated record. Gene Ontology annotation, biological process: protein polyubiquitination. The coding region runs from base 131 to 3361 and encodes 1076 amino acids. The transcript is spliced from 20 exons.
UGACGUUUUACACAUUUGCGUUUAUUCAGGAAAAGCAGUCAUUUAACAUAUAGCAAGCAACAUAAUUUUGCAAACAGCCCACACCAGGCUGGUAUUCAGCACAUGUUGAUGGAGUAGAUGCUCCAGUGAAAUGACAGACCAGGGCAACAACAAUCAGAACAUCUCUCUAAACCCAUUUGCUGCCCUUUUCAGUUCACUUGCUGAUGCAAAGCAGUUCGUAUCAGGCCAAAAACUACAGCAGCAAGCCGAACCACCAUCGGAAGAGUCUGGUGAGAGCCAGUCCGAGUCUGACAACUCUGUGUCUGACAGCAUCGGGGACAAUGAUGACUCAGUGGCUGAGAUCAGCCGCUCUUUCCGCUCACGACAGGAACUCUGUGAGCAGCUCAAUGUCAAUCACAUGAUCCAGAGAAUCUUCCUUAUCACCUUGGACAACAGUGACCCUAGUCUUAGAAGUGGUAAUGGCAUCCCCCUUCGCUGCGUCUACCUUGAAGAGAUGGCGGCUGACCUCAAUGGCCAAGACUGGCUCGACAUGGACACGAUAGAGCAGGCCAUUUUCAGCAGGCUUCUUUUACCGGAGCCGGGUAACCACCUGAUCUACAUGACUUCUUGCAGCGCUGUGAACCUGUCAGCGGAUCGUGAUGCUGGGGAGAAACUAGCCAUACCGUACCUUUAUGCCUGCUACCAGAGAGCUAAGGAAGAGGUCACUAAAGUGCCAGAGAAGCUGCUAUCAUACGCUGUGAGGUGUAAGAACCUGACGGUGUCCAAUGCCCGCACAGUACUGCUUACUCCAGAAAUCUACAUCAGCCAGAAUGUGUAUGAACAACUACUUGACCUGCUGCUGGAGGCAGUUAACAGAGGCCAUAUUGAGGAGGUGGUGGAAUUUUUAGAGGAAGUAAUCACUGGCCUUCUGGCUGACCAGGAAGUGCGCACCUUUGGGGAGGUCAUGGUGCCUGUGUUUGAUAUUUUCCAGGGUCGUGUGAAAGACUUAGACCUCUGCCAUCUGCUGCUUUAUUCCUACUUGGAAAUUCUGGUAUACUUUAGUCGGCAAAAAGACAUUGCAAAGGUUUUGGUGGAACACAUUCAGCCCAAAGAUCCUAGUAAUGGACUUCAGUAUCAGAAGACACUUCUGGGCACCUUGUUAAAUAUAUCUUGUCUGCUGAAAACCCCAGGGGUGGUGGAAAGCCAUGGAUUUUUUCUCAACCCCUCCCGCUCCAGCCCACAGGAAAUGAAGAUUCAGGAAUCUAAUAUCCACCAGUUUAUGGGCCAGUUUCAUGACAAGUUGCAUCAGAUCCUGAAGAACCUGCUGCAGCAGUCAACAGAGACUCGUCAUCUUCUGCUCUCAUGGCUGGGCAACUGCCUUCAAGCUAACAUGGGUCGCGCGAAAAUCUGGGCCAACCAGAUGCCCGAGAUCUUCUUUCAGAUGUAUGCUUCGGAUGCAUUCUUCUUAAACCUAGGAGCUGCACUGCUCAAACUCUGCCAGCCCUUUUGUCGCCCUCACUCUCCAAAACUCUUAACCUUUAACCCCACAUACUGUGCUCUUAGAGACUUAAGUGAGGAAGAGAGACGCAAUAGAAAUGUACAUGCUAAAGGGCUUGACAAAGAGACAUGCCUGAUUCCUGUUCCGCCUCAGCAAACCGUUGAAUUUCCUCAGUCAUACAGUCUCCUUACAGAGAACCUGAUCCUCACUCAGCUCACCCUGCACCUCGGCUUCCACAGACUACACGAUCAGAUGGUAAAAAUGAACCAGUCGCUUCAUCGGCUGCAGGGCACAUGGCGCGAGGCACAGCUCAGCGGAGGACCGAUGGCAGAGCAGCUGAGGGAGCAAUUUGAGCGCCUCAUGACUGUUUACCUGUCCACCAAGGCUGCCGCCACACAGCCUGCCAUGCUUCAGAACUGCCUCAAUCUGCAGGCAUCUAGCGCAUCUCUGCUCGUACAACUCAGUCUGGGAAACCAGGGCGCUGAGCACAUGCCUCUGUCCUUCCCUCUUCCUUCACUACAGAACAGCCUGCUCUGCUACGUGCCAGAGUUUUUUGCUGAGAACCUGGGAGAUUUCUUCAUAUUCCUUCGACGUUUUGCGGAUGAAGUCCUGGAGUCAUCCACGGAAAGUUUGGAGCAAGUUCUCAACUUCAUUACGGUGUACAUGGGAAACGUAGAGAGAAUGAAAAAUCCUCAUUUACGGGCAAAGCUGGCAGAGGUUUUGGAGGCUGUGAUGCCACAUAUGGAUUCUGUCUCACCUAGCGCUCCCCAGACUAUUAUGUUCCAGCGACAGAGAGCAUUCUGCUCCUACUGCCAUGCACCUCGUCUAGCCGAGGCUCUCAUUACUGUGUUUGUGGACAUUGAGUUUACCGGUGAUCCUCACCAGUUCGAACAGAAGUUUAAUUACAGAAGACCCAUGUACCCUAUUCUGAAGUACAUGUGGGGAGAGGAGAGUUAUAGAGAAAGCAUUAAGCAUUUGGCAGAUUUCGCAUCUGAAAAUCUAGAGGCCAUGAAUCCGCCCCUAUUUUUGAGGUUUCUAAAUCUGCUUAUGAAUGAUGCCAUUUUCUUACUAGAUGAAGCCAUACAGUACCUGAGUAAGAUCAAGCUCCUUCAGAUAGAGCGGGACCGUGGUGAGUGGGAGGGUCUGGCUCCUGAUGCCCGCCGAGAGAAGGAGUCUAGUCUCCAGAUGUUCGGACAGCUGGCUCGCUUCCACAAUAUCAUGUCAAAUGAGACGAUUGGCACCCUGGCUUUUUUGACAUCUGAAAUUAAAAGGAUCUUUGUUCAUCCUUUCCUUGCUGAAAGAAUCAUCUCCAUGCUCAAUUACUUUUUGCAACACUUGGUGGGACCCAAAAUGGGUGCUCUGAAAGUGAAAGACUUCAGCGAAUUUGACUUCAAGCCUCAGCAGCUAGUGUCAGACAUCUGUACCAUUUACCUAAACCUGGGAGAUGAGGAAAACUUCUGUGCCACGGUACCAAAGGAUGGGAGGUCAUAUUCCCCCAUGCUUUUCUGUCAAACUGUUCGAGUCCUAAAGAAGAUCAACAAACCUGGGGAUAUUAUAGUGGCUUUCAGCCUCCUGGCAGAUAAAAUAAAGUCUCUGGCAGAUCGACAUCAGCAGGAAGAGGAGACCUACUCCGAUGCUCCAGAUGAAUUUUUGGAUCCCAUCAUGUCAACCUUAAUGCUCGAUCCUGUGCUUCUUCCUUCUUCCAACGUCACAGUCGACCGCUCAACGAUAGCACGGCACUUGCUUAGUGAUCAGACAGAUCCUUUCAACCGCAGUCCACUCACCAUGGACCAGAUCAGACCCAAUGAGGAGCUUAAGCAACAGAUCAUGCAGUGGCUAGCUGAACAUAAGCAACGGGGUGUGCAGAUGGGGCCCAGUGGCUAGCGCACACACACACACACACACACACCUACCAAUCUCUUAUCCAUACAUUUAAGUCACAUAACACACAGAAAAUAUUCAUUCAUUACAGAAGCAGCACCUACUGGCAUGGUGUAAAAUUCUUAGUAGAAGUCAGAUAUAUUCAAAUAACUCACAUCUGUUUUAAAUUUGGUUUAAUUUACAAUUGUUCAAAAAAACAUUGUCAGUAGUGAUAUCAAGACUGCGUGGCAAGCUUUUAUAUUGCUGUAACAAAUUAUUCAUAAUACCUGCCAUCUUGCUUUCUGCCUUGUAAAGAUUUUUUUUCUUGCAGAGAUUUACUUUGAAUUGUAUGUACAGACAAUAUAAAGAUCUUUGAAAGUAAUAAAAAUUAUAAAAAACUUACUUAAAGUUACAUAGAUUUAAGGAAAGCAAGUUUAAUAAAUGAACACAUUCUGCUUAUGGUCAUUGUGUGAUCAGUUUGAAACAGUAUUGCUAUGCUGUCCCUUUUUCAACGUAAGUACAGAAUUCUAAUAAAUUGUUUUAUUGAUUUACUGCAAUGAUCAAUUUCAACAGUGUGUUUAGAUGUAGCUUUGUGUAAUCCUGAUUUUACUAGGUACAUGCUAAGUAAAUAGAGCAGUGAUGGCUUACUCUCUGGGUUACUAAUCAGAAGGUCAGGGGGUUCAAUCCCGGCAUCGCCAAACUGCCACAGUUAGGCUCUUUACACUUUUUGCUCCAGGGGUACCGAAUCAUGACUGACCCCGCAUUCUAAUCCCAGCUGCCUAACAGGCUGGGAUAUGUGAAGAAAUGUGCUGCAAUGUAAAUGUGACAAAAAAAGGUUUAUACUCCUAUAGUUACACAUGCAUUCCCCCCCCCUGCUACAUGUGCAUUUAACUGUUUUUUUUUUUUUUUUUGACAAAUGAAGUGUUUUUUUUCUUUUACCUGAAUGAUGUAUCAUAGUUUUGUUACAUUUUAAAGAUGCUGUAAUGAUUUUAAUGUCUCUGUGCAUACUACAAGGAUUACUUUUGUUUGUACCUUUACUCCUUGAAACCAUGAGUCAGACUGCACAUUUUCAGUUACUGUGGCUCAUCAUAUACCAAACAUGGAAUGACCUCAGUGUGAAACCGAGAAACUGUAGAUGUCCUCAAUUGGUUCGACCUCAACCUUUAAACCAAGAACAUCAUCUUUCUUAUAAUCGAUGAUGCGCUUCUGAAGUCUGGUUUGGAGUAAAACUGAAUGUAGUCUGUGGUCAUGGUGGUGAUAAGGAUGAUGAUGAUUGUUAUAUGCUGGCAUAGAAAGCGUGCUUAAAAUUCCUUAUGUUCAUCAGUUUGCAGAAUCUCAUGAGUUAUUUAAUCACAUUUGUCUUUGUGUUGAAAAAUAAAAAGAUAAUCUGCUUUAUAAUAA